UCACUUUUUAUUUAUAGAGAAGUCAUAUUCCUGGGAAGAUAAGAGGACUUGUUGACCAUUACUUGAAUACCCAAAGAAAUGAAAAACAAUCAGGGAAUGGCGUAUUCUUUACAGAUGAAAGAAUAACUGCUCAAAUAAUAGAAUUUAUAGAUGCAGGUAUUGUAUCAACAUGGGCGUAUUUGACGAAUACAAUGCUUAUUCUGGUAAACUUCCCGGAGUACCAGCGGAAAAUACAGAUUGAACUUGACCGUGUUAUUGGUAGGGAUCGUAAACCAAAUUACACCGACAGGGACAACUGUAUUUUCCUUAAAGCCUUUGGAAUGGAAGUGCUUAGAUUUGCAACUGUCGCCCCCCUACUCAUGCCACAUUUCUGCAGAAAACGUGUAAAUUUCGAGGGAUAUCAUAUCAAACCAAACAGUAUGGUUUUAGGUAACGUAUGGUUUAUUCAUCAUGAUAAGGACAUUUGGGGUGACCCAUGGACAUUUCGACCAGAAAGGUUUCUGGACAAAGAUGGCAAUAUCUUACCAAACGAUCAUAAAUUCAUGAAAAACUAUUUACCAUUCGGCUACGGUCAGCGACAGUGUGCAGGAGCAUUAUUUGCCAAGACAAGAUAUUUUCUAUAUGUCGCUAUUCUUUUACAACGCUGGAGUUUUGAGUUUUCAUCCCCGACAGACAAGGGCUGUGAUCCAAGAGAUCCUGGUGUUUUCGACAACAGACUAAUUUUAAAAGCAAAACCAUUUGGUGUUCGUGCAGUGCCAAGAGAGAAACAAUAAGAAAGUUUUAUAAAUUUGUAAAACAUACCCGAACUAUUGAUUUUAAAUAUGUAAAGAAAGCUUAUAGCUAAGACAAGCAAGAUUAUAGGUUUAUUGUUUCAUACUUUGUGUGAUGUUAAACUUGAUACUCAUUAUCCAUACAAUUAUCACAUUUAUCUCGGACUUAAAUCAAAUAUUAAAACAAGAGAUGUUUGUUAAAAAAACAUGUCCAAUUGUCAGCAUGUCAAAAAGGAUGCAAUAGUGCCUGGUAACUGUUUUGCCAAACAAGGACAAUGUUUCUUUUACCUUUGAGCCGUUUUCCUAAAAUCAAUAGGGGUCAGCUACUGGCAACGACCAUGCACCUAAGAAGUUAAGUUGCCGAGGACCAAUAAAUUUUUGACUUAUUGGUCGAAAACGAUUUGCCAUAAAAGGACACUGUGACAUUGACUCAUUGACUCCAUAAUAAAUUGGUUCAUUUACUUUUCAAGACCAAUGUUCAUAUAUAUUAUGAAGUUAUAGGGCAAUAUGCUCAUGUCACAUUUGUUCUCAAGUAAUUGAUCGUAAUCAAUCAGGAACUUACGAAACGACAGUCGGACAAACCGACUGAGCUGACUGACAUCUUAACAUGCUGCGAAAUAUAAUAAUGUGACACAACACCAAAAUCAAAAAGGGCACACCAAUGCCCAAGACCGAUGCUCAUAAGACAUUUGACCCGCCAUUUGUUCCUUUUAUAUGUAAAUUGUAUAAAUGUUUGUAUAAAGCACCAUUUCCAAGAGCAAACUAU
Messenger RNA from Ruditapes philippinarum (Manila clam), 1536 nucleotides. Its product is annotated as cytochrome P450 1A2-like. Lineage: Eukaryota; Metazoa; Mollusca; Bivalvia; Venerida; Veneridae. Gene Ontology annotation, molecular function: oxidoreductase activity, acting on paired donors, with incorporation or reduction of molecular oxygen; iron ion binding; monooxygenase activity. The record is from RefSeq and is a predicted model, not a curated record. The transcript is spliced from 4 exons. Bases 192 to 773 code for a protein of 193 amino acids.